This is a messenger RNA of Diachasmimorpha longicaudata, 3303 nucleotides long. RefSeq names its product acidic leucine-rich nuclear phosphoprotein 32 family member A (gene Mapmodulin). The record is from RefSeq and is a predicted model, not a curated record. NCBI's taxonomy places the organism in Eukaryota, Metazoa, Arthropoda, Insecta, Hymenoptera, Braconidae. Bases 417 to 1190 code for a protein of 257 amino acids. Gene Ontology annotation, cellular component: nucleus. The transcript has 8 exons. Gene Ontology annotation, molecular function: histone binding.
AUCACAGGAGAGAGAUAAAAAGGUGAAGUGGCGGAGGUAAAAAAAGUGGAAAAGACACGGGGAGAGUAGAGUGAAACGCCAGCGCGGUGUAUGGUGUCGUACACUCGGACUAAAAGGCGAGCGUAGGGCCUAGGCCAGCAAUCGAAUCGACGUUGGGUUUGGUUGGCUCUUUGGCACGGUGGUGGCUCUGUUCUGUUCCUACUUGAGAGUGUGACCGAACACACACCGCGGUGUGUCCCCCCGUCCGUCAUAUUCCCGGUUUGAAAGCAAGGUUGCGACUAGUUGUUGCGACGCAGGAAGGUGCAGUGAAUAGUCCGGUGUUCACAGAGAGCGAUAAAAUAAUAGUAACUAUUAUUUGUUUGGAGUUGAACGUUGAUAAAUCAAGUGAUAACGAGUAAUUUUGUGUCUCACCGGCCAUGGAGAAGCGGAUAGAACUUGAGAAGAGAGGAAGGAAUCCCGCCGAAAUCACAGAAUUUGUCCUGGACAACUGUCGGAGUACCAAUAUCGUAGGCCUCACAGAUGAAUUCGUGGCACUCGAGUCGCUCAGUUUAAUUAAUGUGGGUCUCACCAGUCUCAAGGGUUUUCCUGUUCUACCAAAUCUUAAGAAGUUAGAGUUGAGCGACAAUCGAAUCUCUGGUGGUUUGAAUCUUCUCCUGACGAGCCCAAAAUUAACACAUCUCAACUUAAGUGGCAAUAAAAUCAAAGACCUCGACACACUACAACCAUUGAAAGAUUUCAAAAACUUGAAAAGCCUGGAUCUUUUCAAUAAUGAGGCUACAGACAUGGAUAAUUAUAGGGAGAAAGUCUUCAGUCUAAUCCCUAGUUUAAGAUAUCUGGAUGGAUUUGAUAUGGACGACUGUGAAGUUGAUGACAGUGAAGGCGAAGAUGAUGAGGUGAACGGAAAUGAUGAUGGAGACGGUGAUGCUAACGAGGAAGAUAGCGAAGAAGUUUCAGAGGAAGACGAUGAGGACUUGGACGAUGAUGAGGUCUGCUUAGGAACUGUCUACAAGGACGAUUUAGAGAACGACAGUGACGAGGAGGAUUAUAUGGGUGAAGAGGAGGAGGAGGAAGAUGUUGAUGAGGGUGACAGUGAUGAGCCAGAUGACGAAGAUGGUGAGGUGGUUGAAGAAUCAUCUCCAGCUCGAGGCAAGAAAAGAAAACAUGAAGACGGAGGUGAGCCGGGUAACUAGAGCAUCUCGAAUUUUUUUCGAUACUGUUGAAUGAGUGUAAAAUUAUUAUAUAAAUAAUAACAAUAAUGCGCCGACGAGUGAGAACAGCUGGGAAUCAAACAAUUACAAGAAAAAAAAAUGAAUUAAAUAACUAGAAGACCGACCAAUGACAGACACUUAGUAUAACUCUAUCAGUUAAACCACAACCCAAGCAGAGAAACGACAAGAAUUGAAGGCAAAAUGAGGAGUAAAUAAAUAUAAACAAUCAGACUGAAACAAUUGUCUGUGGAGAAUUAAAUCGAUGAAUUAUUAACAAGAAACGAGAAAAUGAAAAAAAAAUAGAGAAUGAGAGAGAAAGAGAUGAGGGAGCGAUAAUGGAAAGGAUAAUGAGUAAAGAGGUGAAUAGGGUUGCAUUCCAGCCCGACCCAACACGUUUUAGUUAUACUAACGAUAUUUUAUAUAGAGUAUAUAGUUAGAGAAUUAGAAGUGUUGCACAGGGGUGAGGAAUCUGUGAUGAAAUGAAAUAAAAAACAAACCUUGAGGAUUAGGUAAAUAUCUCAGCAAUGAAUUAAUUUAGAGGGAAAAUGAGCAAGAGAUUUUUUUGGUUGCUGACAAAAUUAUCUGGAACAAGUCUCUUCAGAUUUCUGUCCAAGACUAAUGCUCAGACGAUUCCUACAUCAAGGAAAUGACUCGAUCAACGUUUUUAUUUCACUUCAAAACUAAUAUCGAGGACUUGAUAACAAAGACCUUAUUUUUUGUUGUCAAAUUGUCGAUGAGCGUCGCAAAGUUCUCAGGAGAGGAAAAAACGAAGAUCAAGAGCUGAAUAAAAUGAGAGAACAUCCAGCAGACACAGCUAAACUCUCAAGAAAAUAAUGGAGCGCUAUUUGUCUGUUAGCUCCAGUCGGCCAAAGGCUGGUCACGCUGGAAUGCAAUCGUCGUUAAUCAGUACUAAGAUUACAUAAGUUACAUUUUAAAUACAUUAUUGUACCAUUAAUUCUUAAAUGAUGAUGAAAAUUAACGAAGAAAUGAUGAAAAAUAUUGAGGAACAACUUUUUGUACAGGUUUACAAAAUAAACCGAUGAUCGGAGAUGCACGUGUUUUUUUUCAAAUUGGGUAUAACACAUGUUUCAAAUUUUGGGACAGAAAAUAAAUCAGAUUGUAUCAACGUUAUCAGCCACUCUCACUCGCACGGCGUUUCUCGGCAGUUAAACGCCCAUUUGAUUUUUUAUUGAUUAAUAUAUAUUAUAUAUAUAUUUUCGCCCUUUGACUUUAUUCUCAUCUAUUCAAAUCAUGGAUUUAUGAUUAAGGAGUUGAUUAUAUGAUAAAAGAAGAUAGAAAACGCUCAAUGAUUUGAUGAUUUAUUUCGCAUUUUCAUGGUUAUUAUACGUUUCGAAUUGUUCAAUUUUCUUCGUAAUAUCGUUCUUCAUCACAUGAUAUUUUUUUAUUGUCUAUUAUGAGAAUAGAAGGAUCUAUAUCUAUUUAAAAUUCCAUUAAUCAAAAAACGAAACAUCAAAAGAUCGAAAAAAUAUCGUGUUUCAUUUAAUUUCUGUCCCAAAACAUUUAAUUGCGCAGAACCACCACUUCAUUAUUGGUGAAUUAAUACACAAUUCGUUGGUGAAAAUACGGGAGGAAAUCAAUUUAAUUAUUCCAUUAUGAAUAUUUUAAUGAGUAUUUCGGGGACUUGAGAAGUAUCCAUAGGAGAGAAUGGUUGCAUCGUGUAACUGAAAGAUAUUCUUCCCCUUCAAGUUCUCGCAAAAUAGAAUUUUCUCCAUAGAAUUCUCUCGCAAAAUAAAAUAAGUAUAGAUCCCGAGUCACUCCAGGGUGACAAUUACUGUCAUUGAAUUAAUCAUCAGUUAUCAUUUUGAUCGAAAAUAUCAAAGAAUUGUAACAAAAUUGGCGCAUAAAUUGAAAUAAGAAAAAUAAGAAUUGUGGAGACAGAAUUUAAUAACUUAGCGGUAAAGACGAGUGGACUGUGCAGACGUUACUGACUAAAAAAAAUAAGAAAAAUUGAGGAGGUGAAAGAGAAAUUGACAUUGACCAUUGUAGAGUGGAUGAUUGGAGUGUAGAAGAGUGAGAAUGUAAGAAAAGAUUGGUUUUAUAAAUAAAUAAAAAUGAACAAAAAAAUACAAAAAAA